CGUGGCGGCGGGCAGGCCCGUGGCGGCGGGGCAGGCCCGUGGCGGUCGCUGCCGCAUCCCGUCCGACCCCGCGACCCUCGGCGCGGCCAUGGCGGAGCCCCCGCGGCCGCAGCGGAAGCUGUCCCGGGUCGGGGAGAGCCUGUACCGCGUGCUGGGGCUGCAGAAGGGCAGCUCCCCUGAGGAGAUCAAGAAGGCCUAUCGGAAGCUGGCUCUCAAGUACCAUCCCGACAAGAACCCCGAUGACCCAGCGGCAGCCGAGCGCUUCAAGGAGAUCAACAGCGCCCACGCCACGCUCAGCGACGCAGACAAGCGCCGCCUGUACGACCAGUACGGCUCCCUUGGCCUCUACGUGGCCGAGCAGUUCGGCGACGAUGCUGUCCGGCACUACUUCCUCAUGUCCAAGUGGUGGUUCCAGGCGCUGGUGCUGUGCUGUGGGGCCCUCACCUGCUGCUGCUGCUGCUGCUGCUGCUUCUUCUGCUGUGGGACGUGCUGCCAGCCCAAGGAGGAUGAGUCCUACAAGUACGUGGACCCCAAGGACCUGGAGGCACAGAUGCAGGCAGAGGACAGUGAUCCUCCGGGCCCUGUGGUAGCACAGCCCCUGCCUGCCAGCACGGAGCCGCUGCCAGCCAGCGCCAGGAGCGAUGCCUGAGGCCGGCCGCACCCCGCCGGCUCCCCAGCGCUGGGCAGGGAUCCUCCUCCCUUGGGACU
This is a messenger RNA of Camarhynchus parvulus, 708 nucleotides long. It is a transcript of the gene DNAJC5G, whose product is annotated as DnaJ heat shock protein family (Hsp40) member C5 gamma. The coding region runs from base 89 to 649 and encodes 186 amino acids. The transcript has 4 exons. Lineage: Eukaryota; Metazoa; Chordata; Aves; Passeriformes; Thraupidae. The record is from RefSeq and is a predicted model, not a curated record.